UUCAGGAGAGGAACGAAGCAGCAUGUCUGGAAGAGGAAAAGGCGGCAAAGGUCUCGGGAAAGGAGGCGCUAAGCGUCACCGUAAAGUGCUCCGCGAUAACAUCCAGGGCAUCACGAAGCCGGCUAUCCGCCGUUUGGCUCGCCGUGGCGGUGUCAAGCGUAUCUCGGGUCUGAUCUACGAGGAGACGCGCGGCGUGCUCAAGGUGUUUCUGGAGAACGUGAUCAGGGACGCCGUCACCUACACCGAGCACGCCAAGCGGAAGACCGUCACCGCCAUGGAUGUGGUUUACGCCCUGAAGCGUCAGGGACGAACCCUGUACGGCUUCGGAGGUUAAGCGUUUGACUCGAACAACGAUAAACACAACGGCUCUUUUAAGAGCCCCCCACGUUUCCGCUUAAAGAGCUUUUUCUGUUAUGUGACUUCAAACAUGAUGUUUUGUAGAGGUGGAGAAAACGUUACUUGGAGUUCCGCCAUAAAUAAAAUUAAAAAAAUAAAUGGAUCAGUAAAUUAAUCAAUAAAUAAAAGAAAAACUAUAUAUUGCAAUUGUGAAUAAACACGUUUCUUUAAUUUGCAGUUAUAUAUUUCUCAAUUUAUUUCUGUAUUGUUUUAUUAAUGCCUUUUUUUAAAAUAUUUUCCCGUAUCUAUAUUUUUAUUUAUUUUUUCAUUAAUUCAUUUAUUUAUUUCUGUAUUUCGUCGUUCAUAUGAUUAGGGGGCGUGUUUUUCACGUUGAGGCUUAGCAGUCAAGACCAGGAGGAGAAGAGCUGAUUAAACUGCUCUUUCACUCCAUAAAGAGCUGCAAUGUCACGAACAGACAGACCUGCCAAUGAAUAACUCUCGAUGGCUCCACAGGCCGUGUGUGAGACGGGCGUCCGAAUGUCUGAGUUUGAUCUGAAUUCUACAGAAAAAGACGCUGAAACUCCUCCUCCAAAGCUCUGAACACUACGGCUUGACCUCUGAAUCAGCAGAGGCAGCAAAAUGGAGCAAACUGUCCCCACAGCCUCCAACGGAAGAGUCAAUAAUCCGGACCUGCAUUUUCAGCCAGAUCAGCCGAGACUCUCAGAUCUCUGACUGUCUGCUGCUGUAAGAAGCCGUUACUGUACUGUCUGGUCCUCAGUUACCGCUGAGAGAGCAAGACAAAUACAAUCGAUCUACAGAAACUGACAUCGAUCAACCAAUAGGAGUAUUAAGACGCUGUGACAUCAUUGACUGACAGCCCCUUUAUUAGCAU
This is a messenger RNA of Colossoma macropomum (tambaqui), 1228 nucleotides long. RefSeq names its product histone H4. The transcript has a single exon. Gene Ontology annotation, cellular component: nucleosome. NCBI's taxonomy places the organism in Eukaryota, Metazoa, Chordata, Actinopteri, Characiformes, Serrasalmidae. The record is from RefSeq and is a predicted model, not a curated record. Gene Ontology annotation, biological process: nucleosome assembly. Bases 23 to 334 code for a protein of 103 amino acids. Gene Ontology annotation, molecular function: structural constituent of chromatin; protein heterodimerization activity; DNA binding.